Molecule: messenger RNA, 1029 nt
Organism: Perognathus longimembris pacificus (Pacific pocket mouse)
Lineage: Eukaryota; Metazoa; Chordata; Mammalia; Rodentia; Heteromyidae
Product: ankyrin repeat domain-containing protein 26-like
Exons: 7
Molecular function (GO): protein binding
Source: RefSeq, a predicted model, not a curated record
AUGAGGAGGGCGCUCCGGUGCUGCUGGGGGGGCGCCGGGCAGCCGGAGGGCGCGGGCUCCCCGUGCAGCCUCGCCCGCUACAAAGCCAUCACCAAGUGGCACCGGGCGGCCAGCGCGGGCGAUGCGGCCCGAGUGCGGAAGCUGCUGGUCCGGGGGAAGGCGGACGUGAACGCCGCGGACAGGCAUGGCCGGACGGCUCUGCAUUUUGCCUGUGCCUAUGGCCACCCAAAAGUGGUGGCUCUCCUUCUGAGAAGGGGUUGUGACAUCGAUGCUGUUGAUAGUGAUUGCAACACAGCUCUGAUGAAGGCUACCCAGUGCCAACAAGAGGACUGUGUGUGUAUUCUGCUGGAACAUGGUGCUGAUCCAAACAGGAAAGAUGCCUGUGGCAAAACUGCCCUCCAGCAGGCCGUUUCUAUGGGGAACAUAAGGAUAGCUGCUAAACUGGUGGCAUUUGGGGCCCACGUGGACAACAUCAGAAAGGAUAUCCUGUUAGAAAUUAGCAAUGCUGCCAAGGAAGAUGAACAGCGCAUGAGCAACACAUCAUUAAAGCGUGAAGAAAAUGAAGGCGAAGUUGAUGAGAUGGAAAAGAAAUGCCGAGGACAAGAGGAAAGCAACAAAGAAGAAGCUAGUGCAUCUCAUGCAAAUGUUCCAGAAGAAGACCAAGGGAACCACAAACUCCACAUGAAAACACAACUUGAAGCAGAUAUGAAGCCACCUGAUAGGGAAUUGAAUGGUUCAAAGGUAAACAUGAGUGAGGAUGAAGCCUUGGCAAUUACCACUCCUGAAAAGGAAUGUGAACACCAGAAGACAGAAGCAACAUUAAAGAAUGAAGAAAAUGAAGGCAAAGAUGAUGAGAUGGAAAAGAAAUGCCUAGAACAAGAGGAAAGCAACAAAGAAGAAGCUACUGCAUCUCAUGAAAAUGUUCCAGAAGAAGAGCAUACUAACAAACUCCACGUGAAAACACAACUUGAAGCAGAUAUGACGCCACAUGAUAUGGAACUGAAUGUUUCAAAGGUAAACGUGAGUGAG